UACUGAGCGAAUGGCGAAGGGCACCGAUCCACUCCGCGAUAGGAAGGCAGCGAAAUAGUUUCCGCUUGUAGGUUACUGCUCUCGGCGGAUGGACAGGUUUUUUUUGUUGUCCUGCAUCGCUUUCAAGUUUAUCACUCUAUUUCAAGAAAAACUCUCACCCGACUGACUCUGCUACCCCUGAGGCAUGUUGUGUUAAAGAAACACCUAUGCAGGUGGAUCCUACACUAAUGAAUGUAGGGGAUGGAGGCACGGUGAGCAGAGAGAUCAGUGCUCCAAAUAAAGCGUCUGCUAGUAUGGUGGGAAAUCCCCCCCAGACGCUACCCCCUGAGUUCAGAGGAGAUGUUACCCUCAGUCAGCAAAACAAGAUGACUCCAGCAACAGACUGUAAGACAGCAAAAGCCUGCCUGGACACUAGCAAUUACAACCACAGCCCUGAGCUUUCUCCGCCUCAACAGCCCAACAAUGCACCAACGUCCGACUCUGAGAAGAAAGCAGACAAAAGGGCAGAGGCUGCUAAACUCAAGGGUGAUGGUGCUGGGGUCUUCCCCUCUCCUCAGAAGUUAAGUGGCAUAAAACUUGUCCGGGAGGACUCACUCAACCCCUGUCAUAGCAAUGUGACAUCCAGUAAGAAAUCACACCCGCAAACACAAUCUGUUCAAAGUGUUCCCCCUGGGUUUCAGUGCUCCACCAUGUUCAAACAGAUCCAGCCCGUUGCCUUCCUUCCUUCUACUAAUUUCCCCUCCCCACUUUGUAAAAUUACUCUUCCACCAGCAUUGGGUCAGAUAGCAGCCUUGAGAGAAGCCACCUCAAAUCAGUUUCAGAAAGAAAUUCCGCCUCAAAGCUCAGGUGUUGGAGGGACACCUCUCAUGCGGACCUAUCCCUUUCCGUUCUCGGUGGGCCGGACUCCAGCUGCAGAGAAAAAAGUUGGAACAUUGUCGUCCAAACUUAAAUCUAACCAUUCAUCUACUAAAAAAGCCAAAUCUGUGGGAGAGCAUACGUCUUUAGCCUCAGUGGUCGCCUCACCAGCUAUUGCCCUACCAUUGCAGCACCCGUCAUUAACUCCUGCAGCACCCACCGUCUACACACUGUCUCCCACUGCUGCCAUUUGCUGUGGCUCUGCACUGGCCAGCAUCACCUCUCAGAGCAGACUGCUGAACCAUGUGGAGAAAGGCAACUGCAUAGACAAGACAACCAUGGGCUCUCUUAAAACGACGCCUCCCUCUGCUUUGGAGGACCACACAGCUUGUUCUGUUGAACCAAGGGAUGUACCUCUUGAUUUAUCUGCUAAAUCAAAACGUCCAAAAUGCAUAAAUGACCCUCCAGUCACUAUGAUCGAGCCUCAUAAUAAUGAGUCGAAUCAGAGAGAUUUUCUAAACUCAAAUAGGACUCAUUCUACAAAUUAUAGCUCAGCUGUGCAAUACCCUAUCUUACCCAACACCCACAGAAAUGGAUCUCAUCAAAAGCAAAUAAGUAGGCCUCUGAAUCACCAGGUCCCAGAGCCCAAACCAACCUGGAAUAAAGGAUCUCCACAAGACUCCAUCAAAAACAUCCCUGGGACUUAUGUAGGUGUGGCUAGCCCCAUACUGGCUUCUACUCUACGGGGCAAAGACGGAAAGGGGGCUUUUGCUGAUGAAUUUCCGACUUUUGCAAAGCAGGAGUUUAUUUCUAUAAUUGACCAAGGAGAGCAGCUGUCCACAGGGGGAAAGAAGCCAUCCUGUACGAUGAGGGGAAACCAACAUGCUCACAGCACCAAGCAUGUUAAAAACACCAGCAUAGCCAUAACUAAGAACUGUCCCUCUAAAGGAGCCCUAACCACUGCCCUGUCCAGCUCUGCCAGUGCUCAGACUCCUCAGAAAUCUGGAGCUGGCAAAACAGCGGUGCCAUUCUCCAACACUGUCGUCAGCCCUGCUUGGCAGCAGCAAACUCCUCUUCCACACCAACCCUCGUCUGCUCAGAGAAAGAUCUCACAAGGAUCUCCUAAAACAAAAGGCACCAUAGCUACGGAAAGAUCGAAAUUUCAGAGUGCCCAUCACAGCCCGUCCAAACCAGAGGAUGAUAAUUGGGAGAGAAUGAAGUCUCCCCUGUCUAACCUUGUGUCCAUCGUAAAGCAACAAACUCUCGAAAUAACAGCACCGACAGGUGAGGGUGUGACUCAACUCUCACCUGUUGCAUCAAGAAAAGCUGAUGUUUUGAAUCCACUCUCUGGGAGCCACGACACCCAAUCUAAACACAGUUCUACUUUUGAAUACCCACCAUACUGGUCUGUGGAAGAAUGGACUGGUGUGCCAUCUCAAGGGGAUUCAACUCAAGCUAUAAAGAGGCACGAGAAGGCAAAUGCCCCUGAGUCUUUGGAAAAUAAUACAGAGUUAAACAGCAGCAAGGGAGAACAUGUGGGACUGCAAGUGAGGCAGAGCUCCUCAAAGCCUGCUGGCAAGUCUCAUCUCUUUGGGAGCAAUGCAUCAACAAAUGGGAACAGGAGGGAGAGCAAACUGGCCCAGGUGUUAGAGGGGGAAAUGUUGAAGAAAGAAAGUGGGGUGUUGGACAGUCCUCCCAGGGCAAAAUUGGAGGGCAUGGUUGCAUCUAUUCUUACAGGCCAAUGUGCGGCGGGAGGCGACAAGUUUGAGAAGAAAACAAACGGAACCAAAGAGGAGUCGCCAACCAAAGCAAAAGCUUCUACGGCCAAACAAAAGAAAAGCAGUCCUAAGAAGCCAGAAAAAGAGAAGGCGGCAACGGACUCAUCAAAAAAGGCUGCAGCAAAGAAAAAGCAAGACACAAAACUCACUCCAUCCAAAGUGUCUUCUCAAAAAAAGCAGAAGAAACAAUGUGCACCUGUGCUGGAGCAGAGUCUUUUGGCGGGGAAACUUACCCCACCGAGUAAAGAGCCGACUCCGAGGGACAAGAUCAGUCCCAGCAAGGUCGAUCCACCAGCACGCAACAAACCAGUUACAGAUAGCGGCGGCGGUGCUCAGAGUGUGGAGACUCCGGUGUCUCUCAAUCGCUCUGCUGUUUCCUGUAAAGAGUCCGACGCGACAGGCAGCUUCUUCCCAAGACUGAGGCGAGGACGACGGCGAGCUGAUGAUGCUCGACUCGACCUCUGGGGUUUUGCUACGCCUUCCCCUCCACCCCCACAAAUGCCUCCUCCCCCAAGUUCCCCGUCACCACCCGUGACUCCCGUGCAACCUACCCGCCGUCCGAGAGGAAGGCCCCGCUCAAACCCCCUGCCAGAGAGAGUGUGUCAGAGCAAGGGGAAGACGGCCAGUGCAGAAUGUGACACGCCUGCUUCUAAGAAACGCCGGCGAUGUCGUAGCAAAAAGUAUCAGACCGGGGAUUACAUCACUGAGAGAGACAAGCUGGAAGACGGAGAUCACCUCGAGGAGUCUGACAGCGGAGUCCCAGCAGAUCCACAGGUGGAUCAGUGUAUGAGUCCCACAGCUAACAGUCCUGAGGCUCCUCCAAGGAAACCUUCGUUCACUCGCUCGGGGUCGAUUCGCUACCAGGAGAGCGAGCUCUCACCAGAGUGCAAUGACAAGCCUGCGGGGAAGAGGAAGUUCAAAAGCAAGCACAUAGGUGACAACGAUGAGCAGAAGAUUAAGACCAAACGCAGCAGCUUGGGCAAGCGUGCAGCAUCCCUUCCCCUGGACGUUGAUGGUGCUGAUGUAAAAAGAACAGAAAGCCCCCCACCAACUCCAAAAAGUUUGCCGUUAUCUCCAUCAACUAAGAAAGGCUCGUCGGGCAGAAUCAGCGGCUCUGAGUCUCCACCCAAAAAACCUGUUCCUCCAGAGGUCCGUCGGCUGAUUGUCAACAAAAAUGCCGGGGAGACUUUGCUGCAACGGGCCGCACGCUUGGGCUAUCAGGAUGUGGUUCAGUACUGUCUUGAAAAGGACAUCAGGGAGGUAAACCGGCGUGAUAAUGCCGGUUACACAGCUCUCCAUGAGGCGUCCUCUCGGGGCUGGACUCAGAUCGUCCAGAUGCUGCUGAAACACGGCGCGGACGUCAACUGUAGCGCUCAGGACGGGACACGGCCACUUCAUGAUGCCGUAGCGAGUGAUAACCUCCCUAUCGUCUGGCUGCUCCUGAACCACGGGGCUGACCCGACUCUGGCCACCUACUCUGGACACACUCCGGUCAAACUGGCUCAUAGCCCCAGCAUGAAGACCUUCCUCACAGAGUAUUUCACAGAUCUGGAAGGCCGCAAAGAACAGGAUUCCAGUUUACCCUGGGAUUUCUUCAGUAGCUCCCUGUUUGAGACGGAGCAGGAGCCGUGCUGGGACUUCCUGCUAUCUGAUGAGCAUCAGGAUCUGGAGGAGGAGGCACCAGGGAAAACUGAUCCCGACUCGGACAAAGACUGCCUGGUGUUUGAGUUCUCCUCCGAGCCUCUGUUACCCUGCUAUCAUGUGCAGGUGUCACUAACCCAAGGCUUUUGCAACUGGUUCCUCCUGACCGACGUCCUGAAGCGUCUGAAAAUGUCGACACGGAUCUUCCGGGCGCGUUACCCGCACCUGGAGGUGGUGAAUCUGUCGCGCACUGAGCUGUCAAAGCAGGUGUCGAUCAGCCAGGUGAGCUCUGCCUUGGCUUCCCCUCAAAAAGGCAAAAACAAGGACAAGGAGGAGGAAGAGAAGGAGGAGGAAGAUGAGGGACUUGUAGAUCUGGUGCGAUGUGUACCAGAGCUCCAAAGACUACUGGGCUCCUCCAUCCACAUCCUGCAGGAGGAUGAGGAGCAGGAGACACUGACAGACACGGGGAAGCAUCACAGCCGAUAGCCUCCCUCACACAGCACUCCUCCAAUGUGCAAACUGUUGUCAACCCGAGUCCUUCUUGCCAGCAACAGCUAGAGGAAACCUCUCCGUCCGAUGUCACAUGGGUCAAGGGUUUUAACUACAGUCACGACACUCCACCUCUAACCUUUGACCUCAGACAAAAGUUGAUUAAGUGAUCACAAAGACCUGCACACGGGAGUGGUCGGUGCUGGAAAGCAGCUUUCAGGUUCCUAUCUAUAGGUAUAUUUGAAUACAGAACUAUUGAGCAAACCUUUUGUAUUGAUUAUGUAUGUACAUGGUAGUGUAUAUGUAUAUCUUGCCAUCAGGGUUAAAACAUUUGGUUCUAUAAAUGUAUUCUAGUGGCAAACGACAAAUUAUGUUUAGGAGGUUUUUUUUGUUCCUGAGGAAAACGUUUUUUUUUUCUUCGAUGGGAUAUAAACCAAGGCUUUUAUUUUGGUGAACUCUUGAAGCUAAGACAUUUAAGUCAGGGAGGCCUCUGGCCCGGAUGGCUCCUCUGUCAACCUGGGAGACCUGCAGAGAGGAGACCACGGCACAUAAUACUCAGACGUAAUCAUUUCCAUUGUUAUUCAUUUUUCACUUUAGGAAAUCAUUACUGGACUGACCUAGGUAGCUUACGAUGUUUAUUUCUCCUUGACAUUUCACAAAGUAAACGCAGGCAGCGCUGAGCCGUCCCUGCUCGCAGUAUAAAAUAAGUGUUUCUGUUUUUUUUGGACCUUGAGAUUAAGAGUUUGUUUACAGAGUUGGACCGAUGGCAGAGUUCUCCAGUCCCCAGGUUGCACUCAUCUUGAACUGAUACAGAAUCCUGUGGAUCUCUCUCAGAGGAAAAGUAGUCCCAUCUCUGCGUCCAGAGCCUGCGCCCUCUCAACUGCAGCCACAUCCUGAUAUGGUGUCCCCAGAUCCCAGAGUUCUUUGUGUUGCAGUGUUUUAUUUACACUGUUUGUUGUGCUUAAUUUAAUAGUCGUUAAUAUAUUUGACCUCUUGUGUAUCGGACAAACCUGUCUUUGAAAUAAGUUGCUUUGUAUGGUCGGUGCUUCAUUUUGAAAUGUACUUAUUAGGAUCCCUUUAUUCAGAGAUUUUCCUCCCUCGUUUAAGAACAGUAUUUCUCAACAAAAAAAGCUGAAGUACAGUUUUAUUGUACUGGUGCUAAGACAGAUUUUGUGUUGACAAUCAAUGAUGUUUUGGUUUGAAUUCACAAACUAAUAAAAGAUAUUUAAGAUGAAGAGACUUAAGGUGUGAAGAAAAGUAUAGUUUAGUUAUGGAAAAUGGGAUCCUGCACGACUGAAAGACUGAGCAGUGUGUGAAGAGCCUUUUAUUUGAUUCUUUUAUAAGAAAUCAACAAGAAUAAAGCAUGAUUGUGAAUCAUCGUUA
Messenger RNA from Eleginops maclovinus (Patagonian blennie), 6146 nucleotides. It is a transcript of the gene bcorl1, whose product is annotated as BCL6 corepressor-like 1. Gene Ontology annotation, biological process: negative regulation of transcription by RNA polymerase II. The record is from RefSeq and is a predicted model, not a curated record. Gene Ontology annotation, molecular function: transcription corepressor activity; protein binding. Gene Ontology annotation, cellular component: nucleus. Lineage: Eukaryota; Metazoa; Chordata; Actinopteri; Perciformes; Eleginopidae.